AUGAAUGUCAAUAAUAUGGAUAGACAAGAUAAUGUUUUAAUUUCAAUUCAAGAACCAUUGAAAAAGAAAAAAUGUCAUGGCAAUCGAAGAAAUCAACGUUUUCGAAAGAAAUGUCUUGCUGAAAAAAUGAAACCGGCGAAAAUAGAAAAAUUAAUCAAGAAAAGAGAUCGGAUUUAUAAGAAAAAUAAGACGAACAAAUUAAAUAAAGAAUCAACAAAAUUAAAAAGUGAUUUAGUACCAGCAGCAAAAAAUUGUCAAUCACAACCAAUAUUUAAAACAACAACAUGUUUUAAUAAACGUAAACGAGAUACAUCAUCCCAACAAAUAUCAUCAAUAAUCACAAAUCAAACAAUACCUAAAUCAACAAGUUCAAUAUCUAUUUUACAAUCAUCAUCAAAAAAACUGAAGAAUAUAUCAGAAACAAUAAAUAAUAAUACAAGAAUCAAUGAAAAUAAUAACGAAAUAAAUAAACAAAUAAAUUAUCAACAACCAAUGUAUUUAACACGAUCAUCACAUUUACUCUAUCAGAUAUUAAAUAAAACUUUAAAUUAUUCAUUGAAGAAUAAAGAUGAAAAAGAAUUUAUCUUUCAACGACUACAAUUAUUAGAUCAACAAUUUUAUUUAGAAAUGGAUCGACAAUUAUGGCAAUCUUAUUUAGAUCUUAGUUUACAAGAAAAUUUAUGGCCGGUAAAUUUAUUUUAUUUUAUAUAAUUUAUUAAAAACACUCUUAUAUAUUUUUUUAUUUAUAUUAA
Rotaria socialis is the source of this 752-nucleotide messenger RNA. The record is from the annotation of a GenBank genome assembly. NCBI's taxonomy places the organism in Eukaryota, Metazoa, Rotifera, Eurotatoria, Philodinida, Philodinidae.